AUGGCUGUUGCUGAGACCCAUUUUGUGAAAGUAAAACAUGCAGCUCUAGAUGUACCCAAGAAAACAUUAUGGAAUAAGAAAAAUGGUAAUUUUGAAAAAGGUAUAUUUGAAGAUGAAACAGUUGUUCACUCUCAACACCUACCACAGCAUCAGAGCAGUUGUAAUGACCAGGCUAUGCAAAACAUUAAAGGUGAAACCAAAGCUGAUCUUUUUACAUUUAAAAACAUUAUCAUAAUUGAGCCAGAUACUUUGGAAACACAGAAAAAUGUGAGCUUGCAGGAGUGUUAUAAAACUUGCAUUCAAAAUCCAUUGUGUAACUCUUUUAAGUAUAAUAAAGAGACAAAGAUCUGUUAUCAUAGUACUGACAAUCACUUGACUCAUGACCUUAAACCAAGCAAAGAUAAUUGGGAUACUUACAUCAUUAACCCAGUUCAUGAAAAAAUUAACUGUGGAGUUCCAAAAGAUAUUCCUGGUAUAUUGAAGUUCUACAAAACCACCAGGUAUAAAUCUGAAGUAAUCUAUACCUGUUCAAAAGGAGAACAAUUAAAGUCAACAUGUGAAAUGAACAAAGAAUGGACUCCUAUAGUAUCAAACUGUAAAGUUGCUCAGAUCCAUUUUGUGAAAGUAAAUGGUGCAGCUCUGGGUGUACCAGGGAAAAUAUUGUGGAAGAAGAAAAAUGUAACAGCAGAAGCCUGUGCAGAAAAAUGUUUGUCUGAAGAAACUUGUUCAUCAUUUGAAAUAACUAAAGGUGGGAAAUGUUACUUAUCAAAGGGAAGUGCAGCUGCCUCUACGAAAAUAAAAUCAGCCAAAGACAGAGAUUACUACCAACAAGUAAAACCUAAUGAUAAGCCUAUCGUGUUGAAAAAAGUUAGCAUGGCAAAGCAGGAUAUUUUGAAACGGUUUAAGAAUGUGAACUUAAAGAAGUGUAAUGAAGCUUGCUAUCAAUAUCUAGAAUGUAAUUCUUAUCAAUACAAUGAGGAGGAGAAGUUAUGUGAGCUGAGUAAUGUGACUCAGUUGACUGAUAAACUUAAACCCAAUGGAAGUUGGGAUGUAUACAUUAUUAAUCCAGUUUACACAGAAACUGACUGUGGACAGCCAAAAGACAUUGCUAGAGCAUCAAAAUCUUACAACACCACUACCUUUCAUUCUGAAGUGACUUAUUCUUGUCCAGGAGGACAUAAAUUAAAAGCUAUAUGUAAAGAAGGCAAUAGAUGGCUUCCAGUAAUGACUUCUUGUAAAGAAAUUAUUUCUUUUAUUGUUGCCGUUGUUUUCAUUGGUGUAAAUUUUAUUUUAAUUCCAGUUGCUGAGAACCAUUUUGUGAAAAUAGUAAGUGCAGCUCUAGAUAUAUCUGGGAAAAUAUUGUGGAAAAAGGAAAGAGUAACAGCAGAAGCCUGUGCAGAAAAAUGUGUGUCUGAUGAAACUUGUAUAUCAUUUGAAAUAAUGAAAAAAACUGAGCAAUGUUACUUAUCAAAGGAAAGUGCAGCUACCUCUAAGGAAAUAAAAGCAGACAAUAGCAGAAACUACUAUCAACAAGUAAAACCUGAUGAGGACAUUUUUACAUUUAAAAAUGCUAUCUUAGAUGUGCAGGAUGUUUUUGAACCACUGAAAAAUCUGAGCUUGAAGGAGUGUAAAGGAGCUUGCCUUCAGACUCCAGGAUGUAGCUCUUAUAAGUAUAAUGAAAUGGCAAAGACCUGUCAUGGAAAUAAUGCAUCUCACUUGACUCAUAACGUGAAACUAAACAAAAAGGGUUGGGAUACUUACAUCAUUAACCCAGUUUUAGCAAAAAUUAACUGUGGAACUCCAAAAGACGUUGUUGGUGCAUCGAAGUUCUACAGUACCACCAAAUAUAAAUCUGAAGUGACCUAUAUUUGUCCAGGAGAUGAAAAACUAAAGUCAAUAUGUGGGAAGGACAACAAAUGGACUUCAGUAGCUCCUAUUUGUGAUGAUACUAAGAACCAAUUUAUGAAAAUAAAAGAUGCAUUUCUGGAUUGGAAGCCUGUAUAG
This is a messenger RNA of Octopus sinensis (East Asian common octopus), 2004 nucleotides long. RefSeq lists its product as uncharacterized. The transcript is spliced from 14 exons. The record is from RefSeq and is a predicted model, not a curated record. The coding region runs from base 1 to 2004 and encodes 667 amino acids. NCBI's taxonomy places the organism in Eukaryota, Metazoa, Mollusca, Cephalopoda, Octopoda, Octopodidae.